Molecule: messenger RNA, 3977 nt
Organism: Microplitis mediator
Lineage: Eukaryota; Metazoa; Arthropoda; Insecta; Hymenoptera; Braconidae
Gene: yem
Product: ubinuclein-2-like
Exons: 11
Coding region: 1-3108 (1035 amino acids)
Cellular component (GO): nucleus
Source: RefSeq, a predicted model, not a curated record
AUGUCCGAAAGUGUAAAACGUGUGCCGACACAGAGCCUGGAAUUACCGGGUUCUUUGGGUAACGCUAAUAAGAAAGAGAAAAAAAGAGAAAAGGGCAAACAGCUCGCGCCCUCCUUCCGCUUAGAGCUCUCUCUGGAUGACAAGAACGAGACGGCAUACGCCGAGUUUAACUACACUCAUCUCCUUAAAACAGCUGAGAAAAAGAGAAGCAAGGAAAACAAAAAUACCAAUGGGCAGGACCCAUUUGAUGAUGAUGAUGACGAUGAUGAGACGAGGGAGAUUGCUAAAAGAUUUGAAGCUAAAUAUGGUACGACGAAUUCGCUGAAAAAUAAAAAGAAAAAGUAUUAUGAUGAUGUAGAUCUUGGAGCUGGUUAUGAUGAAAAUGAUUCUUUUAUCGAUAAUACAGACGCCUACGAUGAAGUUGUUCCUCUUGGAGUAACAACAGCGCAUGGAGGUUUUUACAUCAAUAGUGGACCACUAGAAUUCGAUGUCAAAGAAGGAGAGAUUUCUCUGUCACGUACUCUAAAUAAUCUUAACAACGAUGAUUCAAGCAGCAGUGAGAGUAGUGACGAUGAUGAAGACAGUAAUAGUCCGGUGCCUAAAAGAAGAGACAGCCGAUUAAUCAGUUCAUCUGAUGAAGAUGACGAAGAAAUCGUCGAACCAGCUCCUAAAAAAUCAAAAUUAGAUGAGAAUGGAGAGAAAAAAGUUAAUUAUGAUAAUAUGAUUAAGAAAAAAAAGAAACUUUUAACAGAACAACAGCAACAACCACAACAACCACAACAACAACAACAGCAGCAAUCUGUAGAUAGUUCAAAUAAACAAAAAAAUGUUGAUGAUAAACGUGAUCAUAUGGAAGUUGAUAUUGCGUCUGACAAUAAUCAAGAUCAGAGAAAAAAAUUAUCCUGUGAUGUUAUUAAGCCAAAAGAUACUGCGAAAAAAUUUGUUAAAAAACCAAUGGCUAAUGGUUUAGAUGAUAGUAAAAAAUUAGAUAAUGGAAAAAAAUUGUCGGUUAAGGAUAGUAAUAUUGAUGACGCUAUUGAUAGUGUCGUUAAUGAUCGUAAGGUCGAUGAUGAUGACAGUAGAGACACCGAAGACUCCAGUAAGUCACGUUGUGUUGCUGGUACGUCAUCUGAGUGUGAGGAUGGAGAUAAAAUCGAUAAUCGUGUGCCUGAUAAUUUACCCGAGGAAAUUAAAGAUAUUAUUAAUAAAUUAAAAAAGCAUGUGGAGAGCAAUAAGGAUGGAAAAAUGAAAUUUUUUGACUCUUAUGCCAACGCUGCGAUACUCAGUUUGGAUACAAAAUUAAGGCAAUUGGAUUCGCCAGCAGUUAAGAAUCAGGUUUACGCACAUCUUGCUCCUUUUAUGUCGUGCAGUAAAAUAACUCUAACAAAUCGAAUUAAAAAAUUAAGCCUUGCGGAAGCGGAAAAUAAAGUACGAGAACCAACAGAAAGGUUGAAGGGGAUAAUUGAACAAAUGAUGCCGUCAGCUGUCCAGAAGUAUGAAGAAGAAUGUCGUAGGGUGGCUGAAGACAACCCUCACUUAUACUGGGAGAUAUACCGGUACUGUGGGAGUUUAGAAGCUUCAUUAUCUGAUGAAGACAGCAGCGAUGGUAAUGAAAAACCACCCAAGAAGCCAAAUUUCCCACGUAAACGAUUCCCGUGGACAACUGAAGCCAAGAAAGCAGUUUGUGACAUCGCAACAGCAUGGCAGCAAUAUUACAAAGUCCGAAGACCAAGAAAAGAAAAUAUGGAAUCAUUUGUUUCGGCUUUCAUGGAAAGUAAAAUUUUACCGCUUUGGCCUAAAGGCUGGAUAACGUUAGAAACUUUAUUAAAGUACUCCAAUCCAGAUACAACUGGCAAAAGAAAACCGAAAAAAUCAAAGGAUAAUGUGCAAGCAAAUAAUAUUCAAUUAACUACAAAUAAUUGUUCACCGAGACUGGAAAAUCCGUCAAAUACCAGCAGUUUAAUUCAACAAGAACGUUCUAAGACACCAACAAAUUUAAAAAGUUCUUCUUUAGAGAACAUAAAUUAUACGUCACCAAGUCAAAGUGUUAAAUCAUCAGAAGUUACGACAGCAACUGCAGCAGCAGCUGGAUCAACUGAAAGAAAACAAAGUAAUAACAGUAGUAAACAUAAAGAUAAAAUACGAGAAAGUUCGACGUCGUCUAGUCAGCAUGAUAUCAGUGGAGCAGCACCAAUAGCUAAAAUAUCAGUAGUACCCACAUCUCAAUUGAUGGCACAAAAACCUGCUAAAGCUCAUUCAGAUAAAUUUAAUCCGCUUAAUUUAACUAGUAGUACUGUCUCAAUAACGCCUGUCAAUGAUUAUCAGAAAGCAAAUAAGCUAGAUGACAAUAAAAAAGAUGUUGUUUCAAUUACACCAUUUUCAGAUGUUCCUGCACAUCCACCAGAUUUAUCACUUGGAAGACUAUCUAUUGCUGGAUCUUUUGGAGUAUCUAAUAAUCCUGGAUCAAAAUCUCUGACACUUAAACACCGGAUACUUCAUGAUAACGUUGAUAAGAGGAUAGACGAUCGUGAUGUUAUUGAUGCUGUUGGUGGUGAUACGAAAGAUAAAAAACGUGAUCGUUGGGUUGAAGAAAGAUACAAAUCGGGUGAUAUUAAAAAACGACGUAAAGACAUUAAAGCUAUAGAACUUAAUCAACAAUCUUGUUCGAUUACUAAACACGAAGUCUCGAGUAUUCUUCAACCUAAAUCAGGACUGUCUCAAGAAGAGAUUGACAGGCAGAUUGAAGAAACAGAAGCUGCUACGAAUUAUCUCAGCCAGAUAAUAAAUGACGAGUCUCGGAGAUCAGCAAAUGACAGUAAACGUAAAGAAUCUAGUUUGAUUGAUGACAGCAUGGAAUUUGCUAGCACAUUUCCUCCUAGUGAACAGGAUAAGGAUGUACAAAUGGUGAUGCGAUCGUUAAAAGAACUCCAAGAACUUCAAGAGAAUAAAUAUUCCCCAAGUAAUUCGCCGUUACAAAAAUCUAAAUCUUCUCAUCAGUAUGUCGGUUUUUCUGAUGAUUACCAUCGACAUUAUCACAAUAAAAAGGACGAUAAAUUGAACAAAAUACCAAAAGAUGAACCACCGUCAUUUUUUUUGUCACGUGAUUAAUAUUAAUUUAUAUUUUAAAUAUUAAUUAUCAACAUACGACUGUUGCUGAUGACGUUGCAUCGACUUUGGACAAUUACUUCCAACUCGUUCCUAACAAUAUAAAUAAAUAAUAAAUUUAUAAGUAUUUUCAAAUUGCCUGACAGUUGUAAAUAUAUAUUUUAAUUAAUAAGAAUGAUAAUAAUAAUAACUAUUAUUAUUAUUUAGUAACUAGUAGUGGGUAAACUCGUGUACAGAUCCAUAAAUUAUGAACAAAAUUAGCGUGUGGUAGGCUUUGUAUAUAAUGCAGAGUGAUGAGAUUUUUUAUUAAUGUAAAUUAUAAAAAAAAAAUUUUUUUUUAACAAUUUUGACUCAAUUUGUGUUUUAAAUUAUUUUAAAUUAAUUUUGCAUUAACAAAAAUUAAUUUUGUUUAAAAAUUGCCAAAAGUAUCGGCAUAUAUUCAUUAUUAUUAAUGAAAUAAUUAAUUUAAUAAAACUAAUAAUUUUAGUUUGAAUACUCCGGAAUUUUAAUUUUAUUUUAAUUGUGUGCUGAUAAUUUAAAUGAACAAUAAAUUUUAUUUUUUUUUUAUGAUCGCCAGGACAAAAAAAAUUAUAAAACAGAGUAUUUAUGUUUAUGUAUGCUUGAGGUUAAUGAGUCUGAUUAUAUUUUCGAGCAAAUGAUACAAAUAGAUAGAUAGAAUGUAUAAAUCUAUAUAAAUAUAUAAAUAAUGUUUUUAAGAGUGAUAUAUGGACCGUCAGAGCUUUAUGAUUUUUUUAUGUUCAUUUAAUAGUUAUUGUAAAAUCUUCGUUGUGACGAUAAACGUAUUGUAAAAUUUGGCAUUCACGUGCCAAUAAGGCGUCUUCAAAUAUAAGUUUUGAAUAUUUUUUACAAUA